ACAAUACAACCCAAUUAGUUUGACAAACAUUUUCUAACAAACAGUUUAACAAACAAUCACUAAGUGUCUGACUGUCUGUUUGGUUGGUUGUCUGACCUGACUGUCUGUCUGUGUGUGUGUGUGUGUCUGAAAAACAAACAGUCUAUUAGUAGGAUCUGAUCCAUACAUCCAAUAAUGGCCUUAAAAGACACAUCCGCUGCCAAACUGUAUCUGUUUGGCUAUAAUUUGGUACAAUUUUUCGGUUGGUCAUACGGAUUGAUAAUAAUUGUCGGCCAUGUGUUGGCCACCGGCGGCAAGUUUACCGGUGCCUACGAUCGGGUUCAGCUAUCGCUAACCAUUUUCCAGUCACUACAGCUGAUCGAAGUCGGCCACUGUUUGGUACGAUUGGUUCCGUCCAAUGCCUUCCAAACGUUUGUCCAAAUUUUCUCCCGAUUGGUAGUUGUCUGGGGUAUACUGUUACCAGUGGCCGACUCCCGUACAAGUAUUGGCGUACCGAUGCUACUGAUUGCCUGGUCGUUGGCCGAAAUGACCCGCUAUAUGUACUAUGCACUGAAUAUCUACGAUCAGGUACCCUAUGUCCUCACUUGGCUCCGAUAUACACUGUUUAUUGUGUUGUACCCGCUCGGGGUAUCCGGUGAACUGUUGACAAUGGUUGCGGCCAUACCGUACAUACGGGACAGUGGCCUCUAUUCUCUAAGUUUACCAAAUUUUGCUAACUUUUCCUUUUACUAUCAUUACGGUUUGGUGGCCAUUAUGUUGGGGUAUAUUCCCUUUUUUCCUCAAUUAUAUUUUUAUAUGAUUGCUCAGCGGAAAAAAGUUUUGGGUACCGGUUCGCCAACAAUUAACAGCAAGUCUAGUACAUGUCAUCAAAAAACUAAAUGACUACCAAUUGAUCCAGCGAUACCACCACCGCAUACAUAAGCUCUAAGUGUACUGUACCAUACAUGAGCUAUACAUGUGUGGUAUAUCCUAUGUGUGUGUGUGAGCAAUAAUAUCAAUAAUAAUAAUAAUAGUUUUUUUACAGUUAACUAUAAUUGUUUUUUUUAUUAAUAAUUGUUUUUUUAUUA
This is a messenger RNA of Oppia nitens, 1067 nucleotides long. RefSeq names its product very-long-chain (3R)-3-hydroxyacyl-CoA dehydratase hpo-8-like (gene Hacd1). Gene Ontology annotation, biological process: sphingolipid biosynthetic process; very long-chain fatty acid biosynthetic process; fatty acid elongation. Gene Ontology annotation, cellular component: endoplasmic reticulum membrane. Gene Ontology annotation, molecular function: 3-hydroxyacyl-CoA dehydratase activity. The record is from RefSeq and is a predicted model, not a curated record. NCBI's taxonomy places the organism in Eukaryota, Metazoa, Arthropoda, Arachnida, Sarcoptiformes, Oppiidae. The transcript has 3 exons. Bases 175 to 882 code for a protein of 235 amino acids.